This is a messenger RNA of Nyctereutes procyonoides (raccoon dog), 432 nucleotides long. RefSeq names its product interleukin-3. The transcript is spliced from 5 exons. Gene Ontology annotation, cellular component: extracellular region. Gene Ontology annotation, molecular function: growth factor activity; interleukin-3 receptor binding. Bases 1 to 432 code for a protein of 143 amino acids. Gene Ontology annotation, biological process: immune response. The record is from RefSeq and is a predicted model, not a curated record. NCBI's taxonomy places the organism in Eukaryota, Metazoa, Chordata, Mammalia, Carnivora, Canidae.
AUGAGCAGCUUCCCCAUCCUGCACCUUCUCUUGCUCCUGCUUGGAUGCCAAGCCCCACAGGCACAGGGGAGGCCUUUAUCGACACACCUGCCUAAGCAAUACUUCACAAUGAUCAAUGAAAUUAUGGAGAUGUUAAACAAGUCACCCUCGCCUUCAGAAGAACCCUUGGACUCAAAUGAGAAAGAGACCUUGCUGGAAGAUACCCUUCUGAGGCCAAACCUGGAUGUAUUCUUGAAUGCUUCCAGCAAGUUCCACAAAAAUGGAUUGCUAAUCUGGAAUAAUCUUAAGGAAUUCCUGCCACUCCUGCCCACUCCCACACCCAGGGGAGAACCAAUCUCUAUCAUGGAGAAUAAUUGGGGCGAUUUCCAAAGGAAAUUGAAAAAAUAUCUGGAAGCCCUUGAUAACUUUCUGAAUUUCAAGAACAAACCCUGA